AUGGAGGAAAACAUGGAUGAAUCGCAAAGCCAGAAAGGCUGUAAGGAGUGCUGUGAGCGAUGUGUUGGCAGUCUGCCCUGGGCCUCUCUCAUUGCUACCAUUCUCCUCUACAUGGGUGUGGCCUUGUUCUGUGGGUGCGGCCAUGAGGCUUUGAGCGGCACCAUCACCAUCCUACAGAACUACUUUGAAGUCAUCAGAGCCCCAGGAGAAAUACUGGAUGUGUUUACCAUUAUCGACAUUCUGAAGUACAUCAUCUACGGCCUUGCAGCUGGAUUCUUUGUGUUUGGAGUGCUGUUGCUGGUUGAGGGCUUUUUCACCACUGGAGCCAUUAGGGAUCUCUAUGGGGAGUUCAAGAUCACUGCCUGCGGACGCUGCCUGACUGCAUUCUUGAUGUUCUUGACCUACCUGUUCUUCCUGGUAUGGCUUGGAGUAACAGCAUUCACCAGCCUUCCGGUCUUCAUGUACUUCAACGUUUGGUCCAUGUGUCAGAACACCAGCUUGGUGGAGGGAGCAAACCUCUGCCUGGACCUGCGUCAGUUUGGAGUGGUGACCAUCUCUGAUGAGAGAAAGCUGUGUACUGGUUCUGAGAAGUUCUUCAAGAUGUGUGAAUCCAAUGAGCUGGACUUAACCUUCCAUCUAUUCGUGUGCACACUGGCAGGAGCAGGAGCUGCUGUCAUCGCCAUGGUCCAUUUCCUGAUGGCUCUAGCUGCUAACUGGGGCUAUUUGAAGGACGCUAGCCGGAUGCAGAAGUAUGAGGACAUCAAAUCGAAGGAGGAGCAGGAGCUGCAUGACAUCCACUCUACACGCUCCAAAGAACGUCUCAAUGCCUACACAUAA
Messenger RNA from Anoplopoma fimbria (sablefish), 837 nucleotides. RefSeq names its product neuronal membrane glycoprotein M6-a-like. The transcript is spliced from 7 exons. The record is from RefSeq and is a predicted model, not a curated record. Gene Ontology annotation, cellular component: neuronal cell body; plasma membrane; axonal growth cone. Gene Ontology annotation, biological process: neuron projection development. Bases 1 to 837 code for a protein of 278 amino acids. Lineage: Eukaryota; Metazoa; Chordata; Actinopteri; Perciformes; Anoplopomatidae.